This is a messenger RNA of Trichobilharzia szidati, 1800 nucleotides long. Lineage: Eukaryota; Metazoa; Platyhelminthes; Trematoda; Strigeidida; Schistosomatidae. The record is from the annotation of a GenBank genome assembly.
AUGGAUCCAGCUCAUUUUAUUAAUGAAUUCCAUCGAUUAAAUUUAACAACAAGAUUACCAAAUUAUGGUUACAUUUAUUACGCUGGUCUUUAUUCCUCGAAUUCAUUUAUUCUAGAAAUUAUACUUUCCUUAAUAUGUGUCGGCGGUAUUACGUCAAAUAUACUUUUAUUUCUUGCUCAUAUAUGCGCGAUACUGUAUGGCAAAAAGCAUCUGUAUCAAGUGCCUUCUCCAAUAUAUCUACAAAAAGUGUAUAAAUGUCCUUUAUAUCGUCGAUGUAUGCGUUGGUCAUAUUCAGCAGUUUGUAAAUGGCCAUUAUCGUGUAUUACAUCACGAGUUGUUUCGUGCAUGCAAUGUUUAUUAUGUAAUGUAUGCAAAAGGAAUAUCAAUAUGACAACAAUGAAAUCAACAGCAACAUCAACAUCAAUUCCUUCAGCUAACAGUAAUAAUAAUAAUAAUAUCUCUCAAAGCACAUUAAUUCAAUUACCAACAGAUAACAGUGUGCUAAAUUGUAGUAAUAAUAAUAAUAUUAAUAAUAAUAACAUUAUGAUUGAUAUGAAAUCUGAAGUGCUUUGGCCCGGUGUUUCAAUUUUGAAACCUUUAUCUGGUAAAGACCCAAAUCUAGAAAAGAAUUUGUUAUCAUUCUUUGAAAUGGAUUAUCCUACAUAUGAAUUAUUAUUUUGUAUAUCAGAUAAAGAAGAUCCAGCUUAUGAACUUGUUGAAAGAUUGAUUACACAACAUCCACACAUUGAUGCACAACUCAUUUUAGCUAAAGAUCUAUUUGGUAUCAAUCCAAAGAUUAUUAAUUUGCAAGCUGGUUACGAGGCUUCAAAGUAUUCACUACUGUUAAUAUCAGAUUCGGGUUUAUGGAUGCGUUCAGAUACAUUGAUGGAUAUGGUAUCAUCGUUAGAAGAGGAUCCAAAAAUUGGUCUGAUUCAUCAAGUGCCUUACAUGAAACCAUACAGUGGAGUUUUAUCGUGUACAGAAGAUGAAAUAAAUAUUUUAUCCACUCAACAUUAUCCUAAACAUAUCAGCUUUAAUGAUAUUGAUGAAGGUGAAUAUGAAAGGACAGUGAGGAAUAGAACAACACCGACAAAUCUGGAAUAUGUACCUACAACCUGUGAACAACCAUCAUUUACAUGGGUUGUACAGUUAGUUUUCUUUUCAUGCUGGCAUGCAAAAAUUUACCUAGUUGCUUCAUUUUUGAAUAUGAACUGUGUAACUGGUAUGUCAUGUCUAUUGCGUAAGUGUUUAUUAGACGAUUCUGAUGGUUUUAAAAAAUUUGGUUAUUAUCUUGCUGAAGAUUACUUUAUUUCAAAGCAUAUAAGUAGUCGUGGUUGGAAGAUAUCUUUAUCUCAUCAACCCGCUUGGCAAAACUCACCAUCGCCCUGUUUGUACCAAUUCUAUAUGAGAAUAUUACGUUGGUCUCAGUUACGAAUGAGUAUGGUGUUUUUGGCCUUCUUAUUUGAACCAUUCACAAGAUGCCUACCGAAUGCUUUAUUGGGAUCAUUUUCAUUUGCUUACAUUUUCCCAAACUUUAUUGAUCCAGGCGUGUACUUUUUGUGUUAUAUUCUUGUAUGGUUUUUGUUAGAUUAUGUAUUAUUACGUCAAAUUUAUCCACCAGAAACUCCAAUAUGUAUUACAAAAUUAGAAUACCUUGUAGCUUGGUUAUUUUCUGAAAUAGUGGCUUUUCCACUGCAUUUAACCGCAACAUGUUUUCGUGAAGUAAGAUGGAGAGAUAAACGAUUUCGUAUACACUGGGGUGGGAUCUCUGAACGAAGUGAUCAACCAAACACGAUAUAA